Molecule: messenger RNA, 1993 nt
Organism: Aaosphaeria arxii CBS 175.79
Lineage: Eukaryota; Fungi; Ascomycota; Dothideomycetes; Pleosporales
Product: MFS general substrate transporter
Exons: 6
Coding region: 90-1952 (620 amino acids)
Biological process (GO): siderophore transmembrane transport
Molecular function (GO): siderophore-iron transmembrane transporter activity
Source: RefSeq, a predicted model, not a curated record
UUGCCCUUAGAUAUAAUGGGCCUGACCGCCGCGCGAGAUGUUCGCGAUGCUCCUGCAUCCAACUACACCUUUGGCAACAGUUUACCACCAUGAGCGAAAAGGGUGUCUAUUCUAGCGGCAAGUCUGCUCAGGGCAAUGUCACCACUUCUUCCAUCGACCACCACAACGCGGCAUCGGAAGAGCGAGGGAAUGAGGAUGCUGCGUCCGUACAUUCGAGCCAACAUAGCAUACAGACGGGGGUACAGAAGGCGAUGAUCUUGAGGAAGGCGUGGUCGAGGACGACGCUGGCGAUUGCGUUUACUUCUUUGAUCAUAACGAGCCUGUGUAUUGUUUUCUCCGACUACUCUGGCACUGUACUUGAGCCGUAUGUUACCAGCGCUUUCAAGCAGCAUUCUGCCAUGUCGGCGGCGAGAGUCGUCAUGAAUAUCACACGCAUUGUCGCGUAUCCAGUCAUUGCGAAAUUGAGUGACGUCUUUGGUCGCGCUGAGAUGUUUUCAAUGUCCAUUGCUUGCCAGGCCCUGUCUUUCAUAUUGUACGCCGCAAGUCAGAACAUUGAUCAGUACAUCGGAGCUGGUCUGUUUGACGCCAUCGGGGGCACUGGUUUCGGUUUGACGCAACAGGUCUUCAUCGCUGAUGCCACGAACCUGGUCAAUCGUGCAUUUUGGUCGACGCUCCCCGAGUCCAUCACUACAAUCCCGGCUUUGUACAUCGGUACCAUGAUCGGAGAAGGCAUCCUUCAUCAUUCUUCGUGGCGCUGGGGUUACGGUAUGUGGGCUAUUAUUGUGCCUGUUGUUGCGAUUCCACUCGUUGGCACGAUGACGGUCCUGCAGCGACGUGCUGCAAAACAUGGCCUCAAAUCGACAAAGACCCUGUCCGCUAUUGCUGGAUGUGAAGCCAACGACCCUCUGACGAAGAAGAUCUUCCACCUGCUCUGGGACGAGCUUGAUCUCCCCGGUAUGGCUCUUCUGAUCACCAGUCUCUCGCUCAUUCUUAUCCCCAUCUCCCUCACUGGCUCCUUCAAUUCCGGACGCUGGAAGGAGGGUUCAUUCAUUGCAAUGAUCGUUGUUGGUUUCGUACUGUUCGUCGCAUUCCUCGUCUGGGACAUGAAGUUUGCGCGUAAGCCGUAUAUUCCAACUAGAAUGGCGAACCGCACAGUCAUCUGCGCCUGCGCUAUCCAGCUCUUUGAUUUCAUGGAGUACUCUUCCUUCACGAUCUUCUUCCCAAGUUACCUACAGGUCGGAGGUGGAUUCUCUCCGGGCCACGCGACGAGAAUUGAUAACUCCCUCCGUGUCGCUUUCCAGAUCUCGGGUCUUCUCUUCGCCAUCGCAAUGAAGUACACAAACAACUCAAAGGCAUUCGUCCUCGCCGGCCCACCACUCGUGAUCCUCGGCCAGGGCCUCAUGAUAUACUUCGUCCGCAAGCCUGACGGCUCGCACGGCAGCGAAGCCAUGUUCAUCGUCUCAAAAGUCCUUAGUGGUAUUGGACGCGCUGCGUUCCAGACGGCUGGACAAGUCGCUGUGCAAGCGGCCGUUUCGAGACAGGAAGUCGCCGUCGCAACAGGUCUAUUCCAAGCAUCGAACAGCAUUGGCGGUGCUUUCGGCGUCAGUAUGUCCGGAGCAAUCUGGCGCAACACGCUCCCCAACAAACUGAAAUCCUACCUCCCCGAAAAAGACAAGGCCUCCGCCCUUAAGAUCUUCCAGUCCAUCGUCGUCGCACAGAAAUACAAGCCCGGCACCCCGUCCAGGGACGCCAUCAACAGAAGCUACGGCGAGAGCCAGCGCUUAUUGGCCAUCGUGGCUACGUGUCUCUGCGUGCCGAAUCUCAUUCUCAUGUUUUUCAUCAAGAAUGCGGAUCUCAAGGCGUUGGAUGAGAAGGAGAAGGAGAGGUUGGAGAGGGAGAAGAUGGAGGUGGAGGAUGGUGCGGAUGGAGGUGUUAGGACUGCGGGGAAUUGAGAGAAUACAUGAUUUUUAUCGAUUUUGGAAAUUGGGAUAAC